GGUGUGUGAGCAAAUUUUUGUGUGCAAAAACGCCAGGUCCAAGUCAAGCGAAAAGAAAAUUAUCAAAGUUUGUUGAUUAAAUUUUUCAGACAAGUCUGCACUUGGGAAACUUGACAGCCUCAUUUAUAGACUGGAAAGAAGACAGAUUGUAAUCUCACGGAGUUUUCGGCUAUUGAACAUCUUACAAUUUCUUUAGGAAAAUGUCUACUAUUGUAGAUGAGAGGGUGACUGAUGAAAUAGAAGCUCUGAAAGCUAUCCUCUUUGAUGAUGAGUUGAAAAUUGUAGAAAAUGAAAGGGGUGAACCAGAAUCUAUUGAAACUUUAGUGUUUCCAUCGACUGGAGAAAACUCCGAGUCUCAAUAUGUCUGUGUUAGAUUGGUGGUCAAGUUAUUACCUGGCUAUCCAGAUGUACAACCAACUGUUACUUUAAGAAAUCCUAGGGGUUUAGAUGAAGAAACUAUCAAGCAAAUUCAACUAGAUACUGAUGCUAAGUGUGCUGAUUUUCUUGGACAGCCUGUCAUGUUUGAAUUGAUUGAGCUUGUCAGAGAACAUUUGACAUGCAGCAAUCUCCCAACUGGUCAAUGCGCAGUUUGUCUGUAUGGUUUUCGCGAAGGAGAUGAAUUUACUAAGACAGAGUGUUAUCAUCAUUUUCAUUCUCAUUGUCUGGCUGCUCACGUUGCAGCAUCUGAGCGAUAUUAUCGAGAAGAACAAGAGAAAUUGCCGCUCUGGCAACAGGACACUAGCAAUAAAUUUCAAGCUCUCUGUCCUGUCUGUCGUGAAUCCAUUCAAUGUGACGUUAGCAGUCUUAUUGGAGCACCACCACCAAUCGACGUUGAGACCGCAAUUGAUUUCUGUGUCACCCAGGAGUUGCUCGAUAUGCAGCGUCAGAUGGCGGAACUUUAUUUGCGCCAGCAGCAGAAAGGUGGCAUCAUCGAUCUUGAAGCUGAAGAGACGAAAUUACUCGUGACUACUGAGAACGAUGCCGAUGAAGUUAUUGAGCGACCAAAUCCGCCUGGUCCUAGUCUUAAUGCCAUUGCUAAUCAACCAUCUCAAGUGCAACAAUCAAAACAACAGCAACAGCAGCAGAAACAACAAAGCCAGAAUAACAACAGCGAAUCUCAUAAUCAUCACGGCCGACAUAAUCAUUACCAUCGUAAUCAUCGUGGUCGUGGCAAACCGCACACUCGUCGCUACUUGGAACGUCUUCGCCAGCAUGAGACAGCUCCCAGAUGACAAUACGCUGUCGCUGAUCGGUUAAGCACGACGACGACGACGACGCUGAUAACCAUAAUAUUUAAUAGUUUAAUUUCUCUUAGCAAGUGUAAUGAUGUUCUCCCUCAAAUCACUAAGUUCUUAACGAGCUUAUAGGUAUUGCUGCAUAGCAACAUUCCCAUAGCUACGGUGUAUAAUGUGGGACGUGUUGGUCAUCAUCACAUUGCCUCAUCGAUAAAUAGCUGACCGUGAAUUUUCAUUUUCUUCUAUUGGCGGAACGUGAAGUCUUGACGUUUGCGUGUCCUCCUAGUUUUCUUUGUUUUUCUAUUUAAUAGAUAGUUUCCGUGUCAGAUAUAUAUCUCAUGACUUUGAUGUAUAAUCAAAAUAAAGGCGUGCAAGGCGAAUUCGAAAAUGGUUGAAAAUGUCGUUUGGUUGAGGAACAAUCGGCGAUGUCGUUUAAUGAUGUGCUCUUUCUCGCGACUUUCUUGGGACUGUAUGUAUACACGUAAAUUAUUUCAAACUGUGUCUCUCUUUCUUUCCUCUGUCUCUGUCUGUCCUGUCUUCUCUCUCUCUCUCUCUCUCGCUCUCUCUUUCUCUUUCUCUCUCUUUCUCUCACUUUCUCACUCUCUCAUUUGCUAUAUCUACGUUUGGGAGAUUCAAAUAAAAAAUUGGUGACUGAAGAGAAGAUGAAUAGUGAUUGUCAAUUAUAAAUUUAUUAAAAAAGAAUUUUUACGCGUUUCACGCAUGUUCCUCCGAUUGUUGAGAGCAGUUUUUUCAAUUUAAGUAAGAAUCAUACGUGUGAAACGACUGUGAUUUGAUACUUUCUUACGAUCUUAAAAAAAUGAAUUAAAAAAAUUAAUAAAUUAAAAAUUGCACACGCGUCGAACUUUUGUUGAGAUACGACGUUUAAAAAUCAAACGUAUUAAUGAUGCGAAUAUUAAAAUAUGAAAUAUAGCCAGCGUAAUUAGUAUAAUUUCUCGUUGUUUGAACUAUGUAUGCUUGACUGUGAUAUUUUUAAGUCAGACUUCCUUUUGCUUGAGUACUUUUUAUUUAUAUUUUUCUAACGAUUUUUCAUAGUUAAUAAAUAAGUUAAUAUAAUUAGAUUUAUGGUUUUACAUUGUAAGUUAAUUACUUUUUAAUUUUUAUGGCUGACUUUCCAAAUCACUUAACGAUGUUUAGUGAAGAAUGGUUUAAUUAACGGAAGUUAACGAUCGUGAAAAAUCAAGAAUUUAUUUAUUUCAAAAUACUAAUUGCUAUUCUAUUAUUUUAAAGUUGAAAAAUUGUUAUUAAUAAUCAUAAAGGCGUCAUUAAAAUCAUACUUACAUCAGAUUAUCUUAAUUACUUAUUUUAACAGUGAAAAAUAAUUAUUAAUCAAACUUGCAUAAACAAUUAAUGAAACUAAACUUCAAUUAAAUCUUUGUUCCUCUUAACAUUGAAUUGUGAUAUUUAAAUUUAUGAAUCACAUUAUUAGUAAGCGGGACAAUGUACGAGAAAGUAAUCAGUAUGAUAAUUGUAACAAACACCCCAUGAUGUAAUACACUCCCAUUUUAUAUACCGUGCCAUAAAUGUUGCCAAGGAUAGAAACAAUGAAUUUAAGUUUAUGAACAUCAUUUACAUCUAACCUCUGCUUAUAAAUGUUGCUUCAUUAUCCAAUCCCCAAUACCUCAAAAGAAUGCUAUCUCAAUUUAAGAAAAACUCAUUACUAUACGUAGAUUGAUAGAAACAAAUAGGAUAUUCAUUAUAACGUGAAGUAAAAAACAUAGAGCUUGAAAAAUUAUUCAGAUUCUUUUCAAGUAUUAAUAUUUAAUUUAUCUUGAAUGCUUACUGAUAAUUUGUAUAUACAUGAUUAAUGCCCUUCUUAUUUUGUUCGUGUAAGAGCUUUGUAAAACUAUAUCGUAUAACUUUUGAAGGCAGGUUGUUAAGAACUUUGGUGUGAGUCGUGUUCUUUCAUAUAAAAAAAGAUUUAUUGUUACAGAAUUCUUUGUAAAAAUUUAAUACUGCGUUUAUUUUGCACAAAAAGGAACGGAAAAUAAGUACACGAACGUAAAAAAACACUGUUUGGUUCACUUUACACUUUUGUAAAUGUACCUGCCACCAUAGGCAAAGCCAUAUAGAUUGUACACAAAUGUCUUACGGCAAUAUCUCAUCGUUACCCGAUGGAAACUCUGUAUAACCAAGUUUUAAGUCUAAUAAAUAUAAAAUAAAAAUGUCGCACAUAUAUGAUGGCUGUGUUAUUCACUUACAACAUUCGUUGAUUUCUCUUUUGACAAAUACUACAUUAUAUAUAUUUAUAGAUGAGAAAUUGAAUCUCAUCUUUGCUCAGACAUAUUUUUGUUAUCGUUUAAACCGUUGAAAACGCAAAUAAGCAUAAAUAAUUAUCAUUUAUAAAUGAACUUGAAAUAACGCAAAUGAUUAGAACCAAAAAGACGAAAAACGAUAAAAUUAUCAAAGAAAAACAACAUUUAAUAACAAAAUUAAUAUUAACAAU
Phymastichus coffea is the source of this 3699-nucleotide messenger RNA. RefSeq names its product E3 ubiquitin-protein ligase RNF25. Gene Ontology annotation, cellular component: nucleus. Bases 201 to 1232 code for a protein of 343 amino acids. The transcript has 6 exons. NCBI's taxonomy places the organism in Eukaryota, Metazoa, Arthropoda, Insecta, Hymenoptera, Eulophidae. Gene Ontology annotation, molecular function: ubiquitin protein ligase activity; protein binding. Gene Ontology annotation, biological process: protein ubiquitination. The record is from RefSeq and is a predicted model, not a curated record.